UCGCGAUACAAUGUCACAUCGAGUAAUCACAGAGGAACACAGCGCGGUCAUAAAACUUUGUGUCAAAUUAGGUGUGACGGCGACACAUACAACGAAACUGAUAAACCAAGCUUUCGGAACUACGAAACGAAGGGCAGCAAUUCAGAACUUGUACGAUGCUUUUAAAAAGAGAAAAGAAUCCCUCUGUCGUUCCUGUUAUAAGUAUAAUAUUAAAUACUACGACAAAAUCCGUAAAGUUCAUACUCGGAAUACGUCAAUUCCAUGGUUUACUGCUCAAUUUUCCCUGAAAAACCCUGAGCUUGAGUACGCUUUGGACGCAAUUAAAAAAAACGAUAUCCAUGGCCGAAUCGUGCCACGCAAGCUGACCAUAGAACAGAAGCAGGCACGCUACGAUUAUUGCACGGAUAUUAUUAACACGUGCAGGACAAAUCGCGGAUUCUUGGAUUACGUCAUCGUUGGAUGCAGGACAUGGUUACCCGUGAACGGGAGUCAAUCACUAGACAAGCCAGGAACAUCGAGGCAGGAGCACACUUGUGUACAGAAGACGUCGUUUGUCUGUUUCUACGAUUCGAGAGGCGUCAUACUUUGUGAGGCCGAAACGAUAUUUACGGAAGAAGAAAUUAAACGGUCUUCGUAUGAAGUUAUGGAGAAAGUGUGGGCUGAUAUCAAGGAGUUUAGGUCAGAAUAUAUCGUGCCAGACGAACUACCAAGAUUUUAUUUGUUGUUUGAUGAAUCACUUCACUCUAUCAUCGAAGUACGCAAAUUUUGGGCUGACAAUCAAGUGUGUGUUUUAUCUCUGCCACCCCAUUCGCCGGAUUUAUCACCGUGCGACUAUUUCAUCUUCAGCAAGAUUAGAAGAAAAAUGUCGAAUCAAGGAUUACUUAAUUAUAUAUCGUUUGCAGAGGUAAUUAUAGAGAUCGUGGAAGUAAUAUGCAAUGAGAAUCGGAAGCAUUGGUGGAAGGAUCUGCGGGAGCGGUUUGUAGGUAAAUCCAUCCAUGAGUUGCUACAGCGUGCAAAGAAAUGUAAGAAAUUAAACGGGGAUUACGUGCAGGAUUAUAUGAUUAGGCGGAGAGGCUAGCAAUAUAAACAAUUGCGUGAUUUUGUGUAAAAAAUCAAUUUUUUUCAAUGUUUCGUAAUUAUAUUCGUACGAUAUGUUAUAUAAUUACGUUCGCCGUGUUGUAUAAUUAAAAUGUCAAACGUAUGCCUCACUUAACUAUGUCAAUCAAUUUAGCAAAGGUGUCGUGCGUGUGGAGUUAUGAAAUUGUAUUAUUCUGUUUAUAUCACGUGAAUAUUUCCGCCGAAACUCCCAGCGCUAUCUUACGUCUAUCUGAGGGGUGGAUACUUUGGCACAUAUAUACCCCGUACUAUCCGUCGUAAUUUCAAAUCAAGCAAGUAGUUUGGCAGUGAAUCAGUCGCGAUACAAUGCCCCAAAGAGAGACAAUAAUCCCAAAGGAAUACCGCGCUGUCAUAAAACUUUGUUCGAAAUUAGAUGUGUCGGUGUCAAAUAUACGCAAAGUGUUAAAAACAAUUUACGGAUAUGAAUUAUCACAGCCUACAGUUCGUAACUGGAAGAACCUUUUUUGCGCGAAAAGAGAAGACAUCUCUCUUGCCUUACGUACUAGCGAUUAUACAAAAUUUGAUAAUCUCGACAUUAUCCGUAAAGUCCAUACUCGGAAUAUGUCAAUUUCAUGCUUUGCUGCUACCUUUUCCAUAAAAGACAUCCAUGAGCUUCAAUUCGUUAUGAUCGAAAGUAAAAAGGAUGUGAUUCAUGGCCACAUCGUGCCACGCAAGCUGACCAUAGAACAGAAGCAGGCACGCUACGAUCAUUGCACGGACAUUAUUGACACGCACAGGACACAUCCCAAAUUCCUGAAGUCACUAGUCGUUGGAUGCAAGACAUGGUUUGUGAAACAGAGUCCAUCACCAGUCCAUCACGUGCCAGGAGAUCAAGAGCAAACUCGUAAAGAGAAGAUAUCGUUUGUUUGCUUCUACGAUUCGACAGGCAUCAUACAUUAUGAGUGCGGCCAGAAUAUAAAGCGGAAGAGCAAGAAACGCAAGGAGUACAACCAAGGUUUUCUUUGUUGCUUGAUGAAUCACUUCACUCUAUUAUCGAAGUACGCAAAUUUUGGGCUGAGAAACAAGUGUGUGUUUUAUCUCAGCCACUGUAUUCGCCGGAUUUGUCACCGUGCGACUAUUUCCUCUUCGACACGAUUAGAACAAGAAUGUCGUAUCAAGGAUUAGUUAAUUAUACAUCGUUUGCAGAGAGAAUUAUAGAGAUCGUGGAAAAAAUACGCAACGAGCAUCGGCAGAAUUGCUUAGAUAAUUUUUGGCAGCAGCUUGUACGUAGAUCCAUCUAUAAGUUGCUAGAGCGUGCAAAGAUCUGUGAGGAAUUAAACGGGGAUUAUGUGGAGGAGGUUUGUAACAAGCAGUCGAAACAUUUGCGACAUAAAGAAUUGCGUUCUUUUAUGUAAAAAAUCAAUUUUUUUCGAUAUGUUAUGUAACUAAGUUCGAUAUGUUAUAUAAUUAAAAUGUCAAACGUAUGCCUCAAUUAAAUAUGCAUGUCAACCAAUUUAUAGCAAAGGUGUCGUGUGUGUGGAGUUAUGAAAUUAUAUUAAUCUUUUCGUAUCAUGCGAAUACUUUUAUCGAUAGAUCCAUCGUUUCUAUAAAAACUUCUAUUUAUUACUGAAGCAGAAUUUUCCUAUAAUUUAAUUGUUCCAGUUGACUUAUUUGAAAUUUGAGUGUGCGACAAAUCUAUGUGCGAAUAUGAAACGGACGCAUUAUCAUCAAUAUUACUUCAUUUUUAAUUAUUAAUACACAUUAAAAUGUCAUUCGAUAAUCGAUAAGAAUAUAGAGAAUAGAAUAUCUCGAAUAUAUAUCGAAUAUCUCGAAACUUAUACUUUAAAAGUUUAAAUCUAUCUCAACAGAGCGAAAACAUAUGAAACUUAAAGAACUCGUAUGUUUUGUGAACUAUCUUUUAUAAUGCUAUGUCCUUUUAAUAAUACGAUUUCUUUGAAUGUUAUACAUGAAGGUAUUUAUAAUGGGCUAAUCAGUUUGCGCUCGUGCUCGAUUAUUUAUUAUAUAUAUUUUUGUAGAUAAAACAUGCACGAGACGUAAGAUUGAUUCGUAAGUUUCGUGCAUAUCAUAAGAGAUAUUUUUAUUUAUUCUAGAACAUCGUUGUUGCGCUUUAUAUGUUUAUAAGUUAGAACAUUUUAUCAUAUUAUUUCACGUGUUUUACAUAUUUACUUAUAAAACUAGUUCAGUUUGAUUAGCGAUAAAGAUACAUGCGUUAAAUAAUUAAAUAAUAAUUGCGAUCGAUCUGAAAUUUUAAUUAUGAAAGACAUGUGUUUUAAGAAUACUAAUUGGCAAAGAUCUGUAAAGCUAUAUAUUUAUAUUAUACAUUAUUUAGGAAAAGUUGUCUAAAAUAUAUGUCGUAACAAUAAUUUUAUGCGAAAUAAUUUUGAUCUAAUGUAUGAACGUAUGAAUGUUAUAAUUCGUGUGUCAUAUAUUACGUGUGUUACACGAGAUAAAUAAGGCAAGGACAAAUAACCGAUCGGCUAAUUAAUAUUGUUUUGGAUUGAGGUAAUCGAAAAUAACAAAGGAUAGAGACGGCUUCCAAGAGACCGAGCAAACCGAACGCGAGUCCGCAACACGUAAAACGCGUGAUCGUAGACCAAUUAAUUGUACUUUAGUCUAUCCUUUCGAAAUAUAUAUAUUUUACACUUAUAGUAA
This is a messenger RNA of Ooceraea biroi (clonal raider ant), 3729 nucleotides long. RefSeq names its product mariner Mos1 transposase. NCBI's taxonomy places the organism in Eukaryota, Metazoa, Arthropoda, Insecta, Hymenoptera, Formicidae. The record is from RefSeq and is a predicted model, not a curated record. Gene Ontology annotation, molecular function: nucleic acid binding.